UAGCUCCAACUCUCUGCAAUAUUUUGGUCGGAGCGAACGCGGUGACGGAACACCGAGCUCGUGGCGUCCCUCUUCGUCCGUUUCUUGCGCUCAGCUUGUUGAUUCGGUUUCCUCUUCUGUCUCUCUGUCUCCCUCUUUCCUUUCCUUUCCUUCAGUGGAUCGGAGGCGGCGGGGGGGGGGGGACUUCGAGAUGGAUCUGAAUCGGAAAAUCCCACUGCAGGCGGUUCUUUUUGCAGCCUUUGUUGGAUGGGCAGCUGCUUCGAGCUUCAUCUCAGGUGAUGCAUUCGUGUCGCAUGGAUCUGGCGGCCGGAGCUUGCUACAGGCGAAGACGAGUUGCCCUGUGAACUUUGAAUUUAUGAACUACACAAUCAUCACAAGCAAGUGCAAGGGCCCCCAGUACCCUGCCAAAUUCUGCUGUGAAGCUCUCAAGGAAUUUGCAUGUCCAUAUGCUGAGGAAUUGAAUGAUUUGACGAAUGAUUGUGCAUCAACCAUGUUCAGUUACAUUAACCUCUAUGGGAGGUACCCUCCAGGUCUGUUUGCCAGUGAGUGCCGAGAAGGCAAGGAAGGGCUUAGCUGUCCUGCUAAUGCCCCACAGUCAGAGAAUGUCUCAAGGUCACAGAAUGAUUCGAGUUCCGGCCACAUACAUACGAGCCUCAUUUCCAUACUCUUCCUUGUGUGCGGAAUAGCUCUACAAUUUCUGUUUUCUUAAAGGUGGAAGGUGUACAUUUCUGAAACCUGCAUGAUCACAAUCUCUUGCUGUAACCUAUUUUCCUAUGUGUUCAGGUGAGUUAAUUUGGUCAACUUGUGAGGAACUUAGAUUCAUAGUUAUGGACUUUUGUAUCCUUAUUCUGAACCUUAGUAUGGGUUGAGUUUUCCAUUUCCAACAGGGGUACUCAAGGUUGUAACUCCCAUCUAUUGUUUAACUGUUGCAUUGAUGAUUGUGCAAUCCAUGUUUAUUCAACUCUUUAAAGUUCAA
This is a messenger RNA of Musa acuminata AAA Group (dessert banana), 976 nucleotides long. RefSeq names its product GPI-anchored protein LLG1. NCBI's taxonomy places the organism in Eukaryota, Viridiplantae, Streptophyta, Magnoliopsida, Zingiberales, Musaceae. The record is from RefSeq and is a predicted model, not a curated record. The transcript is spliced from 3 exons. The coding region runs from base 191 to 709 and encodes 172 amino acids.